Messenger RNA from Hemicordylus capensis (graceful crag lizard), 9321 nucleotides. Its product is annotated as collagen alpha-1(XXIII) chain-like. The transcript is spliced from 41 exons. The coding region runs from base 76 to 2184 and encodes 702 amino acids. The record is from RefSeq and is a predicted model, not a curated record. Lineage: Eukaryota; Metazoa; Chordata; Lepidosauria; Squamata; Cordylidae.
CUUGGGUUGGAUGGCAAACCAGGACCUCCAGGACCAAAGGGGGACAAGGGUGAUCAAGGAGACAUCGGCCCAAGGAUGGCUUUUCCUCGCCUCAGUCAUGGAUUUCUCUCUGACCAGCAUAUUUUUAGCCGACGAAUCUUUAAGGGUGAGAAAGGAGAACCUGGAGUACCUGGUAUCAUGGGUGAACCUGGUAUUCCAGGGAAAAAAGGUGAUGCUGGAAUCCCCGGAGAACCAGGGAUUCAAGGCCCAAAGGGAGAACAAGGAAGCAGUGGCUCCAAAGGAGAGAAUGGCACAGAUGGGUUACCUGGGCCAAAGGGAGAACAAGGAAGCACUGGCCCAAUGGGAGAGAAAGGCAUAGAUGGGCUACCAGGGCCAAAGGGCGAACAAGGAAGUGCUGGCCCAAUGGGAGAGAAAGGCAUGGAUGGGCUACCAGGGCCAAAGGGAGAUCAAGGAAGUGCUGGCCCAGUGGGGGAGAAGGGCCUAGAUGGGCUACCAGGGCCAAAGGGAGAACGAGGAAAGGCUGGCCCUAUAGGAGGAAAAGGCAUUGAUGGGUUACCAGGGCCAAAGGGAGAACAAGGAGAGCCUGGUCUGAUGGGAGAGAGAGGCAUAGAUGGGUUACCAGGGCCAAAGGGAGAACGAGGAAAGACUGGUCCGAUGGGGGAGAAAGGCAUUGAUGGGCUACCAGGGCCAAAGGGAGAACAAGGAGAGCCUGGCCCAAUGGGAGAAAGAGGCAUAGAAGGGUUGCCAGGGUCAAAGGGGAAACAAGGAAGGACUGGCCUAAUGGGGAAGAAAGGCAUAGAUGGGCUACCAGGGCCAAAGGGAGAACAAGGGGAGCCUGGCCCAGUGGGAGAAAGAGGCAUAUAUGGGCUGCCAGGGCCAAAGGGAAAACAAGGAAGGACUAGCCCAGUGGGGGAGAGAGUCAUAGAAGGUCUCCCAGGGCCAAAGGGAGAACAAGGAAGCUCUGGCCCAAUGGGGGAGAAAGGCAAAGAUGGUCUACCAGGGCCAAAGGGAGAACAAGGAAGCUCUGGCCCAAUGGGGGAGAAAGGCAUAGAUGGUCUACCAGGGCCAAAGGGAGAACAAGGAAGCAUUGGCCCAGUAGGGGAGAGAGGCAAAGAUGGUCUACCAGGGCCAAAGGGAGAACAAGGAAGCAUUGGCCCAGUAGGGGAGAAAGGCAAAGAUGGUCUACCAGGGCCAACGGGUGAAUCUGGUGAAAGAGGAAUGGAUGGACACAUUGGGCCAAGGGGCCCUCCAGGUCCGAAAGGAGAACAGGGUGAUACGGUGGUAAUUGACUAUGAUGGUAGAAUCUUGGAAGCUCUCAAGGCUGCAGGGAAACCCAAAUUGAUGGGCCCUCCAGGUCCCCAGGGGCCACCCGGUCCUCAGGGGGCUCCAGGAGCCAAGGGGGAGCUUGGAUUGCCUGGUACACCUGGAAUUGAUGGAGAGAAGGGUCCUAAAGGAUCAAAAGGAGACCAAGGAAGCCCUGGACUAAUAGGACAGAAAGGAGAAAUAGGAGAAGUUGGAAUAACUGGUCCACCAGGUCCUAAAGGAUCGAAAGGAGACCAAGGAAGUCCUGGGCCAAUGGGAGAGAAAGGAGAGAUAGGAGAAAUGGGCUUGUCUGGUCCGCCAGGAAUUGAUGGACCCAAAGGAGAAGCUGGUGCACCAUGUGAGCAGGAUCUUGUGCAGAGCAUACCUGAACCAGGACCUCCUGGCUUACCAGGUCUACCAGGCCCUAUGGGUCCUCAAGGAAUACAGGGGCAAAAGGGCCCUCAAGGAAUUCAAGGACAUAAGGGUGCGGAUGGUGCAAAAGGUGCAAAAGGUGAAAGUGGUCAUAGAGGAGAAAAAGGUGCCCCUGGACCACAGGGCCCUGCUGGUACACAUGGCCUGAUUGGCUUACCAGGUACCAAAGGGGAGAAGGGAAAACCCGGAGAACCCGGAUUAGAUGGUUUCCCAGGCCUAAGAGGAGAAAAAGGAGAAAAAAGUGAAAGAGGAGAGAAGGGAGAAAGAGGACUGCCAGGCAGAAAAGGAGCAAAGGGGCAAAAAGGAGAACCAGGACCCCCCGGAUUGGAUCAGCCUUGUCCAGUGUUCAUUUUUAAAGGAGAGCCAGGUUUACCAGAACUGGAUGGUGUGGAUAUGCUCUGCCCUUUGGGACCAGAUGGCUUACCAGUACCAGGAUGUUGGCACAAGUGAUCCUACAAGCAUGAACUGUGUAAAUAAUAGUGUGAUAUAUUUUGAUCUUUUCUAAUUUUUAUACCAAAAAAGAAAAGAAAAAAGUCACAAAAACAACAAGUCUUCAACAGUAAUAUAUUGAUCUUUUUGUACCGGAUGCUCAUAUAUGGAUUUUUAAGAUAUAAACAUUUCCAAGGCCCAUAGGACAUGCAUACACAACAUCAGGAGUUUAUAACUGGACACACUGAAGUAGUUGGGUAUGAAUGUUACACGCUGCUAAUGCUACUGUGUGGACUAACAGCACUGAGAACAUUUGCCUAGUGUGCCUUAUUGCAUGGAGAAGGAACCUCUCUCUUCUGAACUUUGGCUUUCAACUUUGCAAUUCUGUUGCACAUAGACACAGAUGCAAAAGGAGGAGAAAACAAAAAAGAAAAAGAAGUCGCAGCCCUAGAAAUGAGAUAGACUUUGGCUUAUGGAUGAAUGUAAGAGGAACUUUCAACUCGGAAAGAAAACACAAGUGUAACUCACAUGCUGCUAGAUGCCUUCACCUUGAUGGAAAUCGUUACAUUCUGGUUUAACAAUUAACUCGAACAUCUCUGAAUGGUUCUCCUAUUGAAGAAAACUUUUUCUCUGGAAAAACCAACUUAGCUUUCUGCAGUCUAGAACUAAAGGUUGAAAGAUUCUCUUGCGGAAUUCUCUUUGUUACUGCGGAGUUGCAGCAUUUGUUUUUAAACAAACAGUAUAAUAUUCAUCUCAGUUUAUGGAUUUGGAGCACAAUGCAAAUUCUGUUUAGAGCUUCUUUCAUGUCAUCAGGUCAUGAGUGCCAACUCAUGUUUGCAAACCUGGAAGGGAUUUCUGUAUGCAGUACAGUACUCACUUCCCUGGAUAUGCAGGGCUCCCUAUCCACUUGCUCAGUGUUGACACUGAGCAACUGGAUCCCACAUUUUGUGGUGUUGCUUCUCCACACCCAUAUACACAACUAAAUACAUACCUCAGAUAAUAUUUUAAUUGGUUUUGUAUGCACACCCUAGGUAAAACUACCUGUGGUCAAACAUUCAUGAGUUUAAUUAGGAAUUGUGUAAUGAUUUGUUCAUGAAACAGCUCUUAUGGCAUCAGUUCUCCAAAGUAAAGGUGUCUAGGAGAAGCUCCACACUUUACAUGGCAAUCACAUUUGCCACAAGUACAUCAAGGCUCAAUGAUGAUUCCUGCAGCAGAAUCUAACAUACAAAUGACAGGCACCAUCCUGAAACACCUAUGCAAAUACAUAUGACUGCCACAUAAAUUGUGAAGCUGCAGCUAGCCCCAAAAGCUUAUGAACACAACUAAGAGGAAAUAACACCAAUAGUGGAGAACAGCAUCCCACAAAUUGCUCAUUACAUUUGUUGUUACUGAGUUAUAUCUUAUUCCAAGAAUGUAAGCAUGUUCACAUACACCCUACAUUGAACUCAAUCCCAUAUUUGUAUUGUCAAAAACUGUAGUUUUAAAAAAACAACCUAGAUUCGCUAAGUUAGGAUACAACGAUAACUCCCAGUUGCUUUAAGUUAGUAAGAAAAGCUGCAGAUUUCCUCCCCUCAUGUGUGAGGGGCAGGCUCAAUCAUGCAAACCCCAGGAUUGUGAUAACUAGUUCCAUCAUGGUUUACUGUAAUGUCUGAAGCUGGCCAUUAUUGACUGCCUCUCUCUAACAAACAUAAACACCAUUCUAACAAAGGUAUCUUCAAACUUCAGGUUUUCAUAAUUCAAUUAUUGUAUUCAAAAUGUUAAAGAGCCAUAAACAUAAAAGGUUUUCAGGGGUCAAGACCAUAUUAACCAAUAGAUUUUAUGAGGCCUUCAGUGAGUACAGAAAAAAUUUCAUGAUUAUGUUUCCUGAAGAUAGUAAGCAGUAUAAACAGGGGUUGAGGAAUUUUAGGAGAGAUUGUUGACAUCCAUGGACCAUGUUGGCUAUGAAGGAACUGUUACAGAACCUGUUAGAAACAUAUACUUACUUGGAUGGGAGUGAGGUGAAUAGUAUAGCUGCAUUGGAAGUACAGUUGUCAACACCUGGUUUUGAAUAGGGUUAAUACCUAUUAUUGCUACAGCUGACCCUGCUUGUCCAUUACUGCAGCACUGAAAUAGAAGCUAUUCAUGUUGAGCCUCUGUCUCAGCAGUAUUUAAAGCAUAAAAGCCCUCUUUGGGUAAAGAAUUGGCAGUCAUGGUUGGAAGGCGCUGCAGAACAGACUGAGUAGUUGACUCACAGGAUGAGGUUACAUCUUUAUUGGAGCAUUUGAACCCACUGACCUCUGAAGUUUUAACUAAGGCUUUAUGGCAAUUUUCUUAUCACUCAUUAUCAGCAUAUUGCUUGAACAUUGGCAAGCAGUGAGAGAUCAACUAAUCACAAAGUUAUGAACAUUCACAUGUUUACAGGAACCAAGGGGCAUAAUACUUCAUGGUUUGAACAAAACCUAAGAAGUUUGGAUUCCUCUCCCCUUUUAAUAUUGGUGCUAAUUGGCUUCAUCCUAAUUUUGAGUUAAGCCCUCAUUCCCAGUGAAGAAUUUAAGCAUAUUCCAAAGUGCUGGUUUGCAUUACUGGCCAGAGUUCAUUUCUGUGAGGAAAAUAAGAUGCUUUCCAUUGGUAUAUGUAGAAAGAGGUUUCUGGUCUGCUAUCCUGUGAAUUUUUAGCAAUAACAUGUAUUUUUUCUAUUAUUACUGCUUAUAAAAGCCUUCUAGACAAACUGCUAUUGCUGCUUUAAAACUGUGUACAAUUCUUCAUGGCAGAAGAUGCUUAGUAGGCAUAAAAGGAUUUGAGACGAUAAAGUUAACAUUGCUUCACUUGGGUUAUAUACAAGUUAGCUUUAUUUUAUGGCUUUUGAGGUCUAUGUAAUAUUAUUUUGCUCUGUAAUGAUAUUAAACUGUGUGAACUUCACUGAAUUAGGAAAGAGACAUUAAAUACUUAAGCUGUCAAUUAAAUGCUCUUCUGUGCAAGAGACUAGCUUUCAAGACAAGAAAGUCAAAGGGUUGUGUGUAUAGCUCUGUUUGUUUGUUUUUUUUGCCUAUAAUGCUCUUUUUACAGGUGUGAAAAAUCAGUGGCAAAUUUAGUAAGUGGAAGCAAAAUCAGCUUAGCUUCUUCUAUAGCAUAUGGUUUCCUCCAAUUACAUCUUCUACUAAAAUCCUUUACUCCAGUCUCUAGUGUGAGCUUUUUAUACUUUGCAUUAGGUCUUUGCAAAUAUUCGAUUCCAACUAUUUGAAGCCAAAUAAUCUACAUAGCACCCUGGGACCGUGCAACGGUGACUAUUCACAUCUCCAUGUAGUGCUGUGCUGUUCCCAGCACCAGUGGAGCCCCUUCUUAAGAAAUGGAGCCCUGCCAGCCUCAGUGUCAUCUGGAAAGGUACAUGGGGAGUGAUGCGAAGGGGAAUCCUUUUACAGCGUUUUCUCCAUAGAGUUCUAUGAGGAAAGUGCUGGAAAGGACUACAGUUCCCAGCACUUCCCACAUGAGGUAAGCGGUCAAAAUUGUUACCUCCAUCCGAUGCCAAAGGGACAGUGCAGAUUAUUUGCUUUUGGAUAUUAGGAGCCAAAUAUAUUUGCACAGGCCUACUUUGCAGCCUUUGCUGAUCUCUCAAUGGUAUUCCCUAGUACAGGAAGUGGGGGGUCAUAUUGGGGUGUAUGUGGUGUGGGGGAAAGGUAAAGCUGUAGGGCCCAAAAUAUAUAUUUGCAGCAUGUAACUGAGAACUUCAGAAAAUUGUUCCCUUCACAAACUAUGGCUGCAAUCCAGAAGGACCUGCAUUUUUAUGAGAUCUCUCAAAAGCUGUCCCCAGAAACCCUCAAGCUGCUCUUUAUACUACCCCAAACUUCCCUUUUAAAACUACUUGUGUCAAAUCCUCAUGCUGCUUUUUGAACAUGGAGUAGUUUAAAAUGUGUAGGUUUCGUGGGGGCAGCUUCGGUGAGGAAAAAUUCUCAAAAGAGAUCAAAUGUUCACAUGCCCUUCUGGAUCACUACUUAUGAAGUGUAGUUUCAUUUACUAUCACAUUGAUAAUACAAUCUGAAUUCUUCUUCUUUUUUUCUUUUGGUGGGGGGAUACCGAAUCUCCUCUUCACCAGGAAUAGUAAUUGUUCUUUGUUAUUAACAACCACUACUGGAAAAAUGAGUCCAAGUGCAAUAUUGAGAAGUACUUCAUUGUUUACUAAAUUAGCUUUUGUGAAAUGUUCCCUUUAAAAAAAUUGGUGGUAUGAUCAACUAAACUCCAUAUACAAGUAGAGACAGAGAUAUCUUAUUAGUGCACUAAAACCCUUUUUCAUUGACAGUUUUCAGAAAACUAUAUUUGUAUUCUGUGAUUAAGUUUUAAGGCAAGUUGUCUUCACAAAAAUGAAUUUCUUCACAUCUAGACAUCACUAAUGUGAAACUCUGAAAUUUGUAACUCUGCAUUAUUAUUGGUAAUAACUGCAUUUUUAUCCUGCAUUUCACUGAAGGGGUGAUUUAGAAAUAAUAAAAUACUGUAUGGGGUUAUCUUAUUUAAUCCUCACAACCACCCUGUGAGGUACCUUUUUAUAUGAGGGAUAGUGUCUUGUUCAAAGCCUCCAACUAUGCUUCAUAGAUCAGAUUUUCUGACAUUCAAACCCAAGACUAUAACCACUAGAUCACAUGGGAUCUAUAGAAGAGAAUACUUUGUACACUCCAGCAAAAAGGUGCUGGAUAACAUGCUGCAGAACCCCACAAAUGGGCUACUUACAGUCUUCACACUGCCCCUGCCCAUGUGAUUGGGAAUGAGACACAUUGAGAGUGUGCCCUCAGGACAUUCUUUGCAGACACAGAAGUAUUUAGAAUGCAUAUAGAAGGGCCACUUGGAUGAAGAGCCCACAUGCACACUCACGUGAUAAAGGGGGCACACUCUCAGUAUGUCCCCUUCCUGGUCUUGUUGGCAGGGAUGGUAUCUUCUGUAUUGUUCCACUGUUAAACCAAAUUACCCAUAAUUUCUCCAACAUUUUAGUUAAAGAGUUCUGGAUACAUUCUAUCAUAGUUGUCCCCUGUUAAGGACAGGUGCACAAAAGGACACACUGCAUUGCAGCCAUGUUUAUGUUGUUCCCCUUAGAGCCUGUCUCCACUUGACAAACUAUUCUCCCCAUUACUGCAAUCAGUGCAAUAGCACAGAGAAGAUUCUCUUUGGCACCCAUUGUACAUGAAUGGUUUUACUAUGUGGAGAAAUCCACCAACGGGAGCAAUUUAUCGAAAUAUGUUACAAUAAUUACAUAAUAAUCCUGGCAUUCGUUUUGCAUGAAGAACUUAGCCAUGAUGAGGAAAUGCAUGCAAAAUUAUUUGUAGGGUUUCUUUCCCCUCCUAACAGACAAACUCAUUCCACACACAGAUGAAAAGAAUUAGAGAGAACGCUCGCUGGAACUAUUUCUCUUCAGUUCAUGAGGCACAAUAGAGAUUGCCUUUACAUCUAUUAUUCAAGAUCAUAUUUUGUGAUGUGGGUAUUUGAGAGAAAUAUAGCUUUAAAACAUUGGAAAGAAGUAGCAUUUUAAUUGAAAUGCCCUAUUUAUUGUUCAUAAGGGCAGUUCAGCUACCACACCACCACUAGAUGUCACUAUAAGUGAAGAUUAUAAACAAGUGGCUGCUUUAUAAAUUUCGGAAUACUGAUAUGCAAUUAAGAACGUUUUGUUCCGCAACACUUUAAAUAGGUAUUCAUUUGUUUGGAAACAGCCAAUAUUCAGGAUAUUUACCUUCCUUUUUCAUUACCCAAAUUUCCAGUGUUGGUUUUUUAAGGCAAAUCUUAGAUAGGCUGUAAAGCAAUUCUGAAGGGAUGAUAUUACAAUUCCAAUCGGUAUUAUCAUUAGGCAUAACCCAAAUUAAGCACAAUUAAGUUCCAUUAGUUUAAAUGGAAGAAUUCGGCAAAAGUGCAUGUUCAAAUCUCAGAUCUUGUCUAAUUUGAAUUUUCCUGUAAUGAAAUCCUCAUGGUUACAUUGUUCUUACUUUUGUAAGGAAACCCUGCUAUGUAUACUCCCAUGACUGGUACCUUAAACCCACUGACAUCCAUCUUACUGGUGCUUUAAUUCUGAUUACUACUACUAAUUACAUUGAGAAACUGAAGUUCAAAUAAUAUACUUCAUUUCUCUCUCUCUCUUUCUCUCUCUCUGUGUAUAUAUAUAUACAAAUACAUACACACACACACACACACAGUAAGGUUUUGCUGAUUUGUUUGGUUGCCUUGCAGAUAUAUGACAGCUCUGAUCAGCAACAAGUUUUUCUGGAGGGCCAUUUAGUGAAGGGUAGUGGUCCGGCAUCUCAUCUCUUAAAAGUGCUAGUGAGUUUUGUAGCCAUGUCAUUCUCUGUGCCACUUUCACCUCUAGAUUUGCAAUUGGAUGUCCUAGGAGCCCUUUUCAGGGGCCCUGAAUUGACCCAGGGGCCUCCCAUCUCUGAACCCUUUUCUACAGUGUGCUGUAUAAUUACAUUUUUUUUAAGUGUGCCAGGAUAAGGCCUAGUUACUCAAAUGCCCUGUAAUUCAAGUGGGAUGCUGGAUCAAUCUCAAAAGUUGGGCUGCAUAUGCUCUUACUUUCUAAGAGUAAUUAUUAGUAAUAUCAACAUGCUAUGACUUGCAUUAUAUUUAGCAAAGAAUCUGAUUUAUUUAGGAAGUAUAUACAAGAUGUGCAGAUGAAUAAAGAGGCUGACAGAUUUAUAUUUAGCUACAGUGGAACCAAAUCUUACAAACUGCCCAUACAAGUCUCCUUUUUAUUUGACUAAUCCCAUUCACUGGGUUAUGAAUUAAGAAGAAAACAAAAGCUUUAAGAAUUGUGCCUCUUAUGAAGAAUUUUGUGGAAUGUAUUUACAUGCUUUAUAUUGAAAAACUCUUCUGACCUUCAGUAAAAUGUAUAGCUUUGCUUUAAAACAAAGUUAGAGGGGAAUAUUUUAUGCAAUGGACACAUUUAGCUGUUCUUGGUUACACCUCUCUGUAAAGUUUCUAACAUACAUAUGCCACAAGUGUUAUACUUUGUUGUAAUAUGGGGGAACAACUAUUUUUUAAAUGAAGGCAUUAAUACAGUAUUAUGCAUUAUUGAGUAAAAAUAUAGAGUUGUACUGAUCCAUUCUGUUUUGUAAAUGUACAACAGACACUGCACUGUUUGGCGUUGCUUUGUGCUUUAUUCUGUAGUAAGAGUUGAUAUUUGGACAGUUUAAAAAUAAACUGUUUCUUGUA